AUGCUCAGACAUCCCUCCUUUCCGGCGUCGACGGUCGAUUCGGAAGAUAGCCUCGUCGAUAUCUCCACUGCCCCAACGACUCCAGAUGGAAGCUUUUCUUUUAGUCCAGUUCUUCAAGCUCUGAAGCUUCAAGAUGCACUAGAAGAUGCAGCCUCGGGGAGGGGCAAGCAGAGUAGUACAUCUUUGAACGCGGCCAUGCAAUCAAGUAACAAUGGCGGUGUGAAGAACAUCUGCUGUGUUGGAGCUGGAUAUGUUGGUGGCCCUACAGCUGCUGUGAUGGCUUUCCAAAACCCUCAUAUCAAGGUGACAGUGGUAGACCGAGAUCCCAAACGUAUCGCACAAUGGAAGACGAAACAUCUGCCAAUCUUCGAACCGGGUCUAGACAGCAUUUUGAGAAUCGCGCGAGACGGAUCGAAACAAUUCGGAUUCUAUAACGAACCUUCACGGCCUGGUUCCUUGGAUAGCAUGUCGAAUGCCAGCUCAGCAGAAUCGGAAUGCGAAUCUCAAUGCGGAGAGCACAGAGAUGAAAUUUCGAUUCCGGCACGAACACCAAACCUUUUCUUCACGACGGAAGUUUCGAAGAGUAUCAGUGAAGCGGAUAUUGUGCUGAUAGCUGUCAAUACACCUACAAAGAUGCGUGGUAUCGGAGGAGGUCGAGCAACGGACGUUACAGCUCUCGAAGCCGUGACGAGAGAGAUUGCCAUCCACGCAAAACCCGGAGCCGUUCUGGUGGAGAAGAGUACGGUUCCGUGUCGAACAGCAGAAAUUAUUCAAGAUACACUACGAGUCCACCGUCCCCACCAAACCUUCGAGGUUCUUUCCAACCCGGAGUUCUUGGCUGCAGGAACGGCAAUCAAUGAUUUGCUCGUUCCUGAUCGGGUUAUUAUUGGUUCUUCUCCAACACCAGCAGGACAUCGUGCAGCUGCCAUAUUGGCUUCCGUCUAUGCAGCAUGGGUGCCAAGAGAAAGGAUAGUGACGAUGAAUGUCUGGUCAUCGGAACUUUCAAAACUCGUCGCAAACAGUAUGCUUGCUCAACGAAUUUCCUCGAUAAAUUCGAUUUCUGCAAUUUGUGAGAAGACAGGAGGAGAUAUUGAUGAGGUUGCGAAAUCAAUUGGUAUGGAUCCAAGGAUUGGAGAUAAAUUCUUGAAAUCUGGAAUUGGUUUCGGAGGUUCUUGUUUCAGAAAGGAUAUCCUAUCUUUGGUUUAUCUCGCUGAGACUUUGGGAUUGGAUGAAGUAGCAGAAUAUUGGACACAAGUCCUGACUGUUAAUGAAUGGCAACGAACACGGUUUGUUCGGAGGGUGGUCAGAUGUUUGAAUGGAACUUUGGUAGGCAAGAAACUUGCAGUUCUCGGCUACGCAUUCAAACCAUCAACAGACGACACUCGAGAAUCUCCCGCCUUGGAAUGCAUCAAGAUGCUCCUCGAAGAUUGUCCUCGGGAGAUAUCCGUCUUUGAUCCAUACUGCGAACCAAGCGUUGUUCGAGACGAGAUUCGGAAAUUGGUUGGAGAUCACGUUUUGAAAGAGAAUGGAGGCAAUAUCGAGGUCUACGCUGAUGCGUAUCAAGCAUGUUCAGACGCUCACGCUGUACUGAUCAUGACGGAAUGCGAUCAAUUCCGCACCUCACCUCCCUCAAACUCAUCACCCAAACUCGGCGGUCUACCUCCCAAACAAGUCAAGCCGAAAAAGACGCCCGUGGAUCCUCGUCCAUUCCAACGUCUCGAACCAACGGAAUCGGAGAUCCUCGCCCUGCAGAAAUACCUAGCUUCCGCGUACAGUGUUCAAGAUCCUCUACAGAGAUUCGAGAACGAACCAGCGUGCGAAGAGGGCUGCGAGAAAUGCGAGGGCGAGAUGAGUAAGACGGUCGUUCUAGACGAGAAGAGGGAUGAGAGGUUAGAUUGGGCGAAGAUUGCCUAUCAUUUGCAGAAACCGAGGUGGGUUUUUGAUGGGAGGAAUGUGGUUGAUGGGGAGGUGAUGCAUUCUCUGGGUGUGAGGGUUGAGGGGAUUGGGAAGGUGGGGUGGGGUGGGAUUGGUGGGAGGUAG
Mollisia scopiformis is the source of this 2040-nucleotide messenger RNA. RefSeq names its product udp-glucose 6-dehydrogenase. Gene Ontology annotation, cellular component: nucleus; cytosol. Gene Ontology annotation, molecular function: UDP-glucose 6-dehydrogenase activity; NAD binding. Gene Ontology annotation, biological process: glycosaminoglycan biosynthetic process; polysaccharide biosynthetic process. The transcript has 3 exons. The record is from RefSeq and is a predicted model, not a curated record. The coding region runs from base 1 to 2040 and encodes 679 amino acids. Lineage: Eukaryota; Fungi; Ascomycota; Leotiomycetes; Helotiales; Mollisiaceae.